UAUCAUGAUCAUGCCUUCAGAGGAUUCCRCUGGACAUGACAAGAGUGUCAACAUUGGCAACGUUACGCAGCCGUUCGUAACAGAGKCAUACCGGUGCAUGGCACCCUAUGAGACCAAAGACACCAAGAACCGGCCGUUCAAAGUGGCCGUGGACGAAAACUUGGACGUGCUCAUCAAAGACAAAGCAGGCUGGUGGCUGGUGGAGAAUGAGRACAAGYGUAUGGCCUGGUUCCCUGCUCCAUACCUGGAGAAGGUAGAGGGGGAUGAGGAGGACGAGAGUGACGGGUCCUAUGGAGAAAGUGUGCUGUACAGUGCUGUCAGAAGCUACAAAGCCACAAAUGGAGACGAGGUGUCUGUGGACAUUGGCUCAGUGGUGGAAGUCCUGCAGAAGUCUGACAAUGGCUGGUGGCUGAUCAGAUACAAUGGCAAGACCGGCUACGUACCUGCCAUGUACCUGCAGCCCUACAACAACCCUCGUGUCCRCCUGGCGGCUCUCAACCWGGCCCAGCUGCAGGUCCACGGCUCCAGCUCUGACCACACGCUGGCCGGACACUCCCACGAGCGCAGUCGUUCCCAAGGCAACCUCCUGCAGCUGCCCGGCUCCAGUCCUUCCACACCAAAUCAGCUCAAGCCUACCGACAAGCUCAAGUCUCAUUCUUUUAAUGUUCUAUCUGUGCCGCCGCCUAGCCCUUCACCUGUGAUGGUCACCACCCCCGCCCUGGCAUACCCUAGCAAGGGCACUCCAACACCUACUGUCAUGGUGGAGGUGGACGGGGAGGUGGAUAGACACAAGCGCAGCCUCGCUGGCAGCAAGGGCAGCAUGGGAAGCGAGGGCAGCAUGGGAAGCGAGGGCAGCAUGGGAAGCGAGGGCAGCGACUUCAGCUUCAGCGACGACCUCAGUUCGUCGUCCUGCAGCUCGUCGCUCAACCUGAGCCGCGCCGACAUGGACGAGCGUCUCCGGCGCGCCCGCACACCGCCACCCAUGGUGGUGGCCGACCGCCUCAACCCCAACAGCGGCGUGUCGGAGGGGAGGAUGGUCCACGGAAGAUCUGACCCAAACCUGUUCAAGAUGGCCCCCACCACCCCCAAGGUGCCCCCCAGGCCCAGGGCGCAGGAGAUCCUGACGCGCUGCACUACCGUCACGCGAAAGAACGCCUCCAAAGCCAAGCUGUCGCCAGCGCCUGCUGUGAUACUGAGCCGCUAAAUUGGAGCAGUGUUGACCCUAAAUGGUGGUGGGUCCAGACCCACUGGUGAGUCAUGGGCAGCCAGUUCCUCCUUAGCCUUUUAAAACCGAGGGUGAAGACUGGGUUGUGGCCAGGACUUGUGGUGUCUUGAUGGGUUCCAGGAAGAAUCUAAAGGCUUUAGCACAGAAAGUCACUGUACUAGAAGCCCAGAAGACAGACUGAGACUUAUGAAGUUACCUGAACAUGAUUACACUGUGACAUGGUUUACAAGUGUUUAACUGCCUUGGGGCUGGUCAUGUAACCAUGAGUUGUGAUAUGRGAGGAAGAAUCAUAUGUUACUGUAAUACUCUGAGUCACAUAUUGAGUCUUUAUAUUUUUAAUGUGGAAGUUUACUUCUUGCUCUGUUCGUCAGGCCUACUUCCAUGCACCUGCAGAUGGAUACUGAUAACUGCAUUGUAGACAUUAUUUUAAAUGCUGUCUGUUAAUUCAGGAUUUAUUUUGUGGAUGAACAAAUAUUAAGGUU
Molecule: messenger RNA, 1707 nt
Organism: Salvelinus sp. IW2-2015
Lineage: Eukaryota; Metazoa; Chordata; Actinopteri; Salmoniformes; Salmonidae
Product: SH3 and PX domain-containing protein 2B
Biological process (GO): superoxide anion generation
Cellular component (GO): cytoplasm
Molecular function (GO): superoxide-generating NADPH oxidase activator activity; protein binding
Source: RefSeq, a predicted model, not a curated record